UACAACACCCGCAAAUAUGUCGAUCGAUGCGCCCGCCUACAUUGUCUCCCUCCAGAACAACAUCCGAGCACGGCCGAUCUCAUGGGAAGGAGCCGUCCGCGCAAAGACUAUCACCGAUGAGGACCUCAAGAAGAUCAAGGCAAUUGACAAGGUGCGGAAAGAGCAGAGGAAGCAGACAAUCGAGGGAGAUGUGAAGACAUAUACUGCGUUGCUGUUAGGCAACGGCGAGUCGUCGAAGAGCAUAUUCGAGAGUGCGGCGAAGCGGACGGACAUCUUGCAGUACAUGCUAGUAUUGACGGGGGAUUUGAUUGAUGACAUUCCCUCCUUGACAGAGUCGCUCAUUGCCCAUCCGCACCCAUACAAGCCGCUCCUGCCUCUUCUGAAGCAAUCGAAUAACCCAGAGGAUCCGAUCCCACUGCUCACAUCCUCCGUCCUCUCGUCACUACUUUCGCACGCUUUGAUAGCACAACCCAGAUCCACACCCGAGAUCGACGAAGCGCUGCCGAAGCUCUACUCCUACAUCGCCGAGCUCGCAAAGACCUCCGACUCCAACCUGCAAGACAUCGCAGUCCAAGAAUACAGCGCCCUCCUCCGCACCAGCAAAUCCCGCCAACAAUUCUGGACGCAACGCAAGGAGACCCUUGGUCCACUCAUCGACGUCCUCCGCAAUGCUACAGGCGGUAAGGAUACGGACAGCACCUUCUACAAUGGCAGCACCGGCACCAGUAUCCGCAGCCUCACAGAAGCGAACAUCAAAAUCAGCGGCGUGGGUCUUCAACUUCUAUACCACAUCCUCAUGGUCCUCUGGCAGCUCUCCUUUGAAGGCUCCCUCGUCGGUCCCGGUCUAGACGAAGAACAUGACAUCGUCCCACUUUACACCCAACUCCUCCGCGUCUCACCCAAGGAGAAAACCACCCGCCUCCUCCUUGGCACUCUGUUCAACCUCCUCUCCUCCAACAAAGCCACCCUCAUGCCCGCUGCUCUCCCUGCCAAAUUGCCUGGAAUCCUCACAAACCUCAAAACCAGGCAUCUCACGGAUCCGGACUUGCUCGAGGACCUCGAAUCCCUUACGACCAUGGUCGAAGAAUAUACCGCCACCCAAACCACAUUCGACGAAUACUCCGCUGAAGUCCUCUCAGGCCAUCUCCGCUGGUCACCUCCGCACAAAGACGCCACUUUCUGGCGCGAGAACGCCCUCCGCAUUAUCGAAGAUGACAAAGGUGCGCUAUGCAAGAAACUGGCUGAGGUGCUUUCCAAAGAAUGGGCGAACGACAAGCAGGUCCUCGCGAUCGGAUGCAACGACGUGGCGUUUCUAGUCAAGACGUGUCCGGAGAAGAGGGCGGUGUUGGAGAAGUUGGGGUUGAAGGUCAGGGUUAUGGCGUUGAUGCAAGAUGGGGAUGAAGGGGUGAGAUGGGAGAGUCUGAGAGCGGUGGGAGAGUGGUUGAGGUAUAGUUUUGAUAAGGAGGGUUGA
Molecule: messenger RNA, 1471 nt
Organism: Zymoseptoria tritici IPO323
Lineage: Eukaryota; Fungi; Ascomycota; Dothideomycetes; Mycosphaerellales; Mycosphaerellaceae
Exons: 2
Coding region: 17-1471 (484 amino acids)
Biological process (GO): proton transmembrane transport
Cellular component (GO): vacuolar proton-transporting V-type ATPase, V1 domain; fungal-type vacuole membrane
Molecular function (GO): proton-transporting ATPase activity, rotational mechanism
Source: RefSeq, a predicted model, not a curated record